Molecule: messenger RNA, 1620 nt
Organism: Aspergillus tanneri
Lineage: Eukaryota; Fungi; Ascomycota; Eurotiomycetes; Eurotiales; Aspergillaceae
Exons: 3
Coding region: 1-1620 (539 amino acids)
Biological process (GO): nucleoside metabolic process
Molecular function (GO): catalytic activity; protein binding
Source: RefSeq, a predicted model, not a curated record
AUGGAGCUUGACCCGAAUUUCUAUACGGUCGCAUGGAUUGCCCCGCUGGAGAUAGAAGCAAGAGCAGCCUUGCAUCUGUUGGAUAACCGCCACCAGGGCCAAUUUCCCUGGAGCUACGGCUAUGACUAUUUGUUCCAUGCCGGUGAUAUUAACGGACAUAAUGUGAUUAUUGCCACCCUGCCAAGUGGUCAAGAAUAUGGCACCGGCUCAGCAGCAGCUCUCGCCAGUCAGAUAAAAGCUUCCUUCCCAAACAUACGGUUUGGGUUAUUGGUUGGUGUUGCGGCCGGGCUUCCGAAUCUCUCGCGAAGUCCACCAUAUGAUAUCCGUCUUGGUGAUGUUCUCGUGGGACUUCCAGACGGGGAAAGUGCUGGCCUCGUCGCAUAUGACCUGGGGAAAGACACAAAGAAUGGAUUUCAAUUAUUGUGCUGUGGACAUGUAUUGGCUAGAACGGAAACUAUUGUCAGGUCGGCAAUUGGUUGCAUUAAGAUUGAGUCGCCGCAUGACGCGGACAUCUUUUUGCCAUUCUACGAAAGUAUUCGAGACAAACGACAUGCAAAUGGCACAUUUCGUGAUCCAGGACAAGAUCAAGACGAACUCUAUGCGGUUGACAAAGAUGGAGUCGAACGCACUGUUAAACGAGAACAGCGACCAGACUCGAAACGCGUGCACGUAUGGUAUGGUCCGAUUGGAUCCGGAGAGAAACUGAUGAAGAAUGCUGUGAAAAGGAACGAGUUGCGUGACAGAUACAACGUGAUUGGUCUUGAAAUGGAGGCCGCUGGCACGAUGAACCAGAUUCCGGUUGGAGUUAUCCGAGGGGUGUGUGAUUAUGGAGAUGAACAUAAAAGCAAGGAAUGGCAACCAUAUGCCGCGGCCAUGGCAGCAGCUUAUGCUAAAGCAGUCUUGUAUCAGAUCUUCCCAAAGAUGUCGACUUACUUAGAACUCUUCCAGGAAAGUGAGUCAAACCAAGAGUGUCUUCUGAAAUAUGACGGUGCCAAAGAUCUCCGGCGAGAUGGAAGCAUCCAGCGUCCCGUCAUCAGCACAUGGCAGAUCUCAUUUGACCAGAUCCGUCGUGCAUUCCCAGCAGCUACAGAUCUGCUGGCGCUUAUGAGUAUGUUUGACCGACAGGGGAUUCCAGAGGAUCUUGUCAACCGGGGAAAGAAUCGAUUGACCUUUGAGGAUACUAUUGCUCCGCUAGUGAGCUUUUCUCUGAUCCGGACUGAGAUUGGAGGGCGGUCGUUUGAGAUGCACCGGCUUAUACAAUUGUCAAUCCGAGAGUGGCUGAAGCGGCGGGGUCGGUUUCAUGCAUGGACAAAACAAGGUCGUGAAGUGAUGGGGGAAAUGUUUCCUAGUGGAGAUUAUGAAACAUGGACAACUUGUCAGAUGCUUCUUCCACAUUUAAAGGAGCUGAUGCAGUUCCUGGUGGAAUCUGACAAGGAUGAUCUGUUGAACGACACGAGGAUUGCUAGACGAUGCGGUUGGUACAUUUACCUUAUGGGGAAGUACGAAGAGGCCGAAGUGAUGUAUCGACGGGCACUCACUGGAUAUGAGAAGGUGCUGGGAGCUGACCACCCCGACACACUGAUGAAGACCGAGAGUCCCUCUUCCGAGAUCCGCCGAUGA